Anguilla rostrata (American eel) is the source of this 2416-nucleotide messenger RNA. RefSeq names its product C-X-C chemokine receptor type 3-like. Gene Ontology annotation, cellular component: membrane; external side of plasma membrane. Gene Ontology annotation, molecular function: C-C chemokine binding; C-C chemokine receptor activity; C-X-C chemokine receptor activity. Gene Ontology annotation, biological process: calcium-mediated signaling; inflammatory response; immune response. The transcript is spliced from 3 exons. NCBI's taxonomy places the organism in Eukaryota, Metazoa, Chordata, Actinopteri, Anguilliformes, Anguillidae. The record is from RefSeq and is a predicted model, not a curated record. Bases 742 to 1866 code for a protein of 374 amino acids.
AAUUGCUGAACAAAUAGCACUAGCUCAAGUUUGUAAAUUUGCAGGGGGUCAAGAUGUAACAUACUGAUAUGUCAUAUGUAUUUGGUGUCCGUCAAGCGUUUUUUUUUUUUAGUUAUUUGUGCAUAUUAGUUGUGGAGGUGCAUUGAAAAAUGGGAUGGAGAUCGUGGAUUUGGUAGACGUUUCAUUGUCCUUACCACCAGAGAGAUACGGUGCGAUGGAACUAGCAAACCAUAAGCACCGACUGAUAAAUGUUCUCCUCUCUUCUCAGAGACAACUGGGUGGCAGCCCUCGCUGGGGUGCUGUUUACUAUGACAGCUGAGCCAAGGAGGGACGCACCUCUUGUGUGCUGGAUUACACAACUUGAGCCUGAAUGCCCUGCAAUGCGGAGUGCGAACAGGCCAGGCUGCGCUGCGGGAGUGGGAGUGCGAGGCCGACGCCUAGCAGCUGCCGCGCGUGCUGUUGACCCAACCGAGAAUUUCCGAAAUCGCUUGGGUCAUCUGACCAGGGCAGUCACAGACGCGAGCUGCAGCUCAGCCACUUCCUUAAUGUACUGCACAUCGCUCUAUCAGUCUGCUUCACUCUAAUGUGCUUUCUCCCAGUGGUCCUUCUGUUUGCCGAAAGGAAUCAGUCAGUCACUGUUUACAUUCUGGAAAAUUAUUCACAGUAGACCAGUUUUCAUCCACACGGGAACAGCAUAUGCGUUUUUAACCAGAGCUCUGAACCGUGGUUUGUGCGGCACCCAUGGAGGUAGACUUGGAUGGUCUGUUCCUACACAACAGUACAUUUGAUUAUGGAGACUAUCAUUACAAAGGAGAUGACCUCCAGCCCUGCAGCCACCUGAAGUUUCAGGCAGUGUUCAUCCCGGUUCUGUACUCCCUGGCGCUGGUGGUUGGCCUGCUGGGGAACGGGCUGGUCCUGGGAGUUCUGUUCCAGCUGCGGCGGAUCUGGAGCGUGACCGACACCUUCAUCCUGCACCUGGCCGUGGCCGACAUUCUGCUGCUGCUCACUCUGCCCUUCUGGGCUGUGGAGGCCACCCAGGGCUGGAUCUUUGGCACCGAGCUCUGCAAGCUGAUGGGAGCCCUCUUCAAGAUAAACUUCUACAGCGGGAUCUUCCUGCUGGCCUGCAUCAGUCUGGAUCGCUACCUGUCCAUUGUGCACGCUGUACAAAUGUACUCUCGCCGCAAGCCCUGGGCAGUGCAGGCCAGCUGCCUGUUCGUCUGGCUGUUCUGCCUCCUGCUCUCCAUCCCCGACUGGGUCUUUCUACAGACGGUGAGCAAUCCGAGGAGAGGGGGAAGAUUAGAGUGCGCUCACAACUUCGACACCAGAGCCCAAGACUGGCGCUUGGCCUCCCGACUGUCCCACCUCACCAUCGGCUUCCUCCUGCCCUCGGUGGUCGCGGUCUUCUGCUGCUCCCGCAUGCUGCCACGGCUCCAGCAGGGUUCCCCGGGGCUGCGGAAGGCCAGCAGGCUGAUCUUGGCACUGGUGGCUCUCUUCCUCGUCAGCUGGACGCCGUAUAACUUCGCCCUGUUAGCGGACACCGUCCGAUCGAGCGCAGAGAGCAAAAUGGGCGGUGCCUGUGAGGAGAGAGCAGCCGCCGACGUCUCUCUGGUGGUCACUGCUGCCCUAGGCUGCCUGUCUUGCUGUCUGAAGCCUGUGCUCUACGCCUGCCUUUGCGUCAACUUCCGGCGGCACCUGACGGACAAGCUGAGAUGCCGACGCGGUGCAGCUGCCGACCGGGAUUUGCCAAUUUGGGAUGAGCCAGCGCCGCCUACACCUGGGCAAUCUGAGGAACAUGACAAUGUGUGUCCCAUGGAAACAGUUAAACAAAAUCUGAACUUGGUUGACAGAGUAGAGAACCAGUUGUGAUGCAUUUAUUAUCUCAUUCAAGAAACAAUUUGAAAGAAAGAAAGAAAUCAAUCAAUCAACCAAUUAAUAUUAAUACAGUAUGCUGUAGUUUAUUAUCUCAACCCAGCUUGUCUUUAGUCAUAUAUUAAAUUGGGUGGCAAUGCAGAAUGGUUUGGAAACUGGACUUGUAACUAUAUAUAUAUAUAUAUUUUUUUUUAAACCAAGAAUAAGUUGUUCAUACUUCGUUAUACAUUUUAACUUUUGUACACAAAAUUUAACUAUUUAUUGCAAUUUGUAUUUUAAUUUGUGUAAAUAAUAUUUAGAAUGUGCACUUGGUUUUUGUAAAAAUAAAAAAAAAUAAAAAUUCUCCUGCCAAAAAGAAAAAAUAAAUGUUGCUGCUCUGCCAAAAAGUGACUUGUAUUGGAAAAUGAAAGAAAUCCUUAAUCUUCCACUUGGAACACAUUGCUACAUAUGUAUGACUAAACAGCUCAAGCUAAUGUUAUUAUUAAUAUUAGGAAGUAUAUAUCGUUUCACAGGUUCUUUUUUAAUAUAUAAUGAUGCGCAGACAGUC